CUUACGACCGGCAGAUGCAGCUACAUUCGGCUGAGUGAAAAUUCUCGGAAAAGUGUGCUCGAAUGAAACGCUAGCGAAAGCCCAUACAGAGAGCCAGAGAGAGUGAGAGAGAGAGGAAGAUCCAACGUAUACGUAAUACGAACUUACGUAUACGCAAUAUGCUGCUCAGCCGCCAAGAAUGUGUGAAAAUAUUGGAUAAUCUGACAAAUGGCGAGAGCAAGCUGUUGGACUAUCAGGUGGUUCGAGAUGACACUGCAAUCGGUUAUCUGGGGGAUUACUAUGCACUGACUAUACGCUACUGCCACGCUGAACGGGAGGAAAUCAUCCGGAAAACGCAGCUUUUCAUCAAAACUCUACCCCAACAAAGCGCUGAAGUGGCCAAGGAGGCUAUCUUUCGCAAAGAGACAUGGUUCUACGAAACGCUGCUGGCUAAAAUGCAAAAGUACUCCAAGCUCAAAUGGAGUCCCAUUUGUUAUUACACGCGACCCGAUCUACUGGUGCUCGAGGACAUCAAACUCAUUGGAUAUCGGGCAGUGGAGGCCUCGCAACUGAACGAGAAUCGCCUGCAUCAGCUGAUGCGUUCCGUGGCCGCCUUUCAUGCCGCUAGUCUGAUCUACGAGCAUCAGACUAAAGUGAAUAUUGGCGAAGCCUAUGGCGAUCAAUUGCUGGAGGUGACAGUGGCCUCGGAGAUAGCCUGGUUUACGACCGGACUCUCCGCGGUGCUGGCUGCCGUGCGAAGUCUUCCCCAGUAUCAGGGCGACAGAGAACUCAACUUCAUUGACAACCAACUGCUGGCGAUAAUGGAAGGCAUCUAUGAGCAGGCGGAGCCCUCCACCAGGUACAGGAAUGUGCUCUGUCAUCGCGAUCUGUGGGUUGGCAACACCUUCUAUCCCCGCGAAGAAGAAUCCGGGGCAGCUCUCCUGGUAGACUUUCAGACCUGUCGUUACACUCCACCUGCCCAAGAUCUUAGCUACAGUUUGUACAUGAAUCUGACAUCAGCGUAUCGCAGGGAAAUGGAAAAGAUCUGCAUCGAUGUGUACUACGAUUAUUUGUUGGCGAAUCUCUCAGAGUUUGGCCUCAGGGCAGAGCUACUUCUGUCCAAAGCAGAGCUCCUGGAAUCCUUUGAGGAGUUUCGUUUAUUUGGGAUUGUCUAUCGCGCUGUGGCUGCCACCAUAAUCAAGGUGCCAGCCUCCUUCGUGACCAAUGACUUCAAGUAUGUGGAUCGCAGUGGAGUGAUCUUGGAUUACAUGCAAACCAAUCAAGAGUUCAGGUCCUACAUGGAGGAGUGCUGUGUGGAUGUCAUGAACCUGGCCUUGGCCAGGGCAGACAUGUGAGAGGGAGUCUCUGAUAAGUAAGAGUUCUGUGGGCUGUGCAGGCAGGCGAUAAGAAAUGAUUGUACCUAUCAGCAAAGCGAAAAAUAUACCAAGAUCGAGAGGGGAAAUACUCUUACAGAAUGGGAAUGCUGAUAUAGAUCUGCGCAUAAGACAAUGUAAAUUUCUAGAUUCUAAUGUUGAGGUUAUCUUGCGGAAUGCAUUGUAUUAUCAGAGAUCUGAAAGGUACUCCCUUCGAAACGCAAGUCAUCUAUGAAACGAUCUAUGCCCCCACUUUAUAGAGUAUCUUCUUCAAUAUAAACUCUGCAACACAA
Molecule: messenger RNA, 1645 nt
Organism: Drosophila obscura
Lineage: Eukaryota; Metazoa; Arthropoda; Insecta; Diptera; Drosophilidae
Exons: 3
Coding region: 159-1334 (391 amino acids)
Source: RefSeq, a predicted model, not a curated record